AUGGACACCAAGGCCCCCGUAUCACUGGACGCCUUCAUCAAGCUCGCCUUCUGUCUGGAGGGCCGAGACAAGCUCUCCAAGAUGCUGCAAUACGGCAGCCGAGCGCUGGCCUUCUACAUCCUGUCGGCCGACCCCAAGAGCGACGUGGGCCAGCGCCUGCACGCGCUGUACAAGGUCAUGCAGCAGUCGCGCAAGGCCUUCCGCCUGGGCAAGAGCGUCACGUACUACAAGAAGCUGCAGGCGCUGUCCGGCAACAAGAGCCUCUCCGAGGGCCAGAGCUACCUGCAGUUCGUGCAGAACGUGGGCAUGCUGGGCUACUUCAUCUCGGACAAUGUGGCGUUCGCCAGCAAGGCCAAGGUGCUGCGCUUCGACGCCGAGGAGCUGAGCAAGAAAGGAGGCAUUUUGUGGUUCUGCGCCAACGUCGCGGGCUUCUUCAACGCCGUCGAGAGCCUCAACGCCGACGUGGAGAAGGAGAAGUGCGUGCGCGACAUCCUCGCGUCAGAGGAGGACGCGGCGCGCGUCGAUGCGCUGCAGACGCAGCUCGAGGCACUGCGCAGCGGCCGCUUCAAGAAGCUGCUCGCGGUGCUCAAGGUCACGUGCGACCUCGUCGUGUCGUCCAACACGGGCGGCGUGCGGCUGGCCGAGCGGAUCACGGGCACGAAGCUGCACGACGGCAUCAUUGGAUCGGUCGGCUGUGUGUCUGCUGCGGUCGUGCUGUACAACACAUGGCCCAGCGCGCCGAAGAAGGCGCUGCCACCCAGUGAGAAGAAGGUGGAGCACAAGGAGAAGGAGAAGGAGGAGAAGAAGACGGACAAGUAAUUUGGCGUCUCUGUUUGGGUCGGAGUGGCUGGCGUGCUCUUCACCGCCGCCUUGAUGGUGCCUCGCCAUCACAUUUUAUGGAAUGAAUAACAUGCUAAAUACUCGUUGAAUCUUGC
Molecule: messenger RNA, 935 nt
Organism: Phytophthora sojae
Lineage: Eukaryota; Oomycota; Peronosporomycetes; Peronosporales; Peronosporaceae
Exons: 2
Coding region: 1-819 (272 amino acids)
Biological process (GO): peroxisome fission; regulation of peroxisome size
Cellular component (GO): peroxisomal membrane
Source: RefSeq, a predicted model, not a curated record